CGACGCAUUGCACACGCGACUAUCAAUGUGGACUAGAUUGUAAACACAGGCUAGAAGUGCGCUGUAUGUUUAUAGGGUGAAACAGCACAUUUUUUGGCGUAAAAAUAAAACUGCAUCCAUUCACCAACAAGUAGCUCUUUACAGACAUUAAUUCAUCCUACUCCAGAGCUUAAGUGAGGCUCAUGAGGCAGUAACGCUGAUAUUCUACCUGAGACGCUACUGGAAGCACAUCUGAGGGAGCUGUCAUGGUGUGGAUGAGGACUUGAAGUAUCAGAAGAGCAGGGAUCUCAAUCUGAAUCCGUCUUGAAGCGACGGUGAACCAUGGCUUAGUCAGUACCUCAGCAGUGUUGCAUAUGACUGGAUACCAGCAGCUCCACACACUCGUGUGAACCUCUGUCUUUCAGUCUGAUCAAUCCCUCCCAGAUGCAGCGAACACGCGGCUUGCGGAGCAAAGCAAAAUGCCUCAAGAGAAAAAAGGGAUUCCUGUCUUUAGUCAAGGGAGUCUCUCAUCUUUCCAGACAAGCCAAGAAACACGUGUACUCUAAAUUACAGCUCUGGAUGUGGAGGAGGCGGAGGGAGAAAUGCUGUCUUGGGUUUUUCUUAAAAAAGAUAAGAGCUCACAGGAUCACCUCCAACCCUUUACUCAGUGUGAAGACACAGCCACAGGAAAACAAAAGCCCAACCGAUCACACACCAAAGCUCGAAGAGUCAGUCACAUCAUCGGCUCUUGGGUGUGAUAGUGGAGGUUCAGAGGAAACGGCCAGAAAUUGCCUGCUGUCGCUUUGUGAAUCUGUCAGUCCUUCAAAAACGUUACAGAACCAAGUCGAGGACCUGAAUGUUUCUGAGGGUCACAUGAGUCAAACUUUGCUGUCUCAGAAAACAGAAACUUUGGUACAACUCUUUACAGACCCUUUAAAACUUCCUCAACCUAUAGAACCUGUGUUGAAUACAGACACUGAUGCAUGUGGGUUGACUACACAUUUGAAAAGAGAAAGGACAAUGGUUCCUGCUCGAAGGAUAGAGGUUGGCGUCCCAUCGAGUCCACAUCAUUUGACUUCUGUGGCUCCAGGUCAGAACCAGUUUCUGACCAGACACACGAAUAAAGGCAUCAGCAGUAAGUGUUCUCCAACUGACGUCAGACUGCUAGCAAAAGACAUCCAAGAAUUUCUUGAGGACUUCUAUGGAAUAUAUGGUAGUUUCAUCCCGUUACAAAAGAGAGACGUGUUGAGACAUCUGAAGAGGAAGUUCAACACGGAUUUCAGCGGCAGGAAAAACAUAGUCUUCCAAGAAGUGACCAAAUACCAAGCUUUAAUGUUUAAGAAGCCCGUCCCCUGCUUCCAGGUGCUCUACAAGAAACACACACUGACCCUGGAGGACUUGUCCACACUGGCGGAUCAGAACUGGCUCAACGACCAGGUCAUGAACAUGUAUGGAGAGUUGAUUAUGGAAUCUGCGCACCACAAGGUCCAUUUCCUCAACAGCUUCUUCCACCGGCAGCUCAUGACUAAAGGAUAUGACGGUGUUAAGAGAUGGACGAAGCAGGUGGAAUUGUUUUCAAAGAGCUUGCUUUUGGUGCCCAUCCACCUGGAGGUUCACUGGUGUCUGGUGACGGCCGACAUCGGCAAAAAAAAGAUCUGCCUUUACGACUCUCAGGGCAACUCACUGCAGAAGGUCGCAAGGAACAUCCUGAAAUACUUGAUGGUGGAAGCAAGGGAGAGGAAGCAAACUGAGUUUGAAAGUGGUUGGGCUGUGUCGUACGAUGAGAUAAUCCCACAGCAGACCAAUGAAAAUGACUGCGGAGUUUUUGUAUUGGAGUACUCUAGACGCCUCGCUCUGGAAAAACCUCUCCAGUUUUCACAGAAGGACAUACCAAAGAUACGCAAGAGGAUCUACAAGGAGCUCUGCGACUGUGCGCUCCAUGAACAGGGUUGACCACUUUCGUACAGUCGACUCGUGGGUAUCACUGAUAAUAUCUGGAAAGGGUAGGAAAUAAACAGCCCUCACUUUGGGGGCCGUCCGUUUUACAGCCCUUCAGCGCUGUGAUUGUCGUCAUGUUUUUAUGAUUGCUGUAUUUAUGUGAUCAAUAUUUAUGUAGGCAUGUUGUUCAAGAAGAAAGGUAUUUCAAGUGCUGUUAGACCUUGGAUUGGAGUUUACACAUAUACACUGCACCAACAGAGCCUUAGUGUCGGCCUGUCAGAGGAUCUUAUCUAAUAAAAGUGUGUUUUCUGAUUAAGAUUCUGUACACUUUAUAGUUGUAAUGAUGCCUCUUUCAGCCGUUAGACACAGAUGACUGAAUGGAGGAUAUGUAUUUUAUUCAUUCAAAUGUUUGUUGGAAUAAUAGAAAUAAAAGGUUCAUAAAGUUUCAAAUAAAGCACAAUUUUGAAACAUUUCACAAAA
Molecule: messenger RNA, 2397 nt
Organism: Eleginops maclovinus (Patagonian blennie)
Lineage: Eukaryota; Metazoa; Chordata; Actinopteri; Perciformes; Eleginopidae
Product: sentrin-specific protease 5-like
Exons: 10
Coding region: 424-1932 (502 amino acids)
Biological process (GO): protein desumoylation; proteolysis
Cellular component (GO): nucleus
Molecular function (GO): deSUMOylase activity
Source: RefSeq, a predicted model, not a curated record